Periconia digitata is the source of this 875-nucleotide messenger RNA. Lineage: Eukaryota; Fungi; Ascomycota; Dothideomycetes; Pleosporales; Periconiaceae. The record is from the annotation of a GenBank genome assembly.
CGAGUAAUGAAACUUCGAAAUUGGUGCGGCGCGAGCAGUCUGUGUGGAGGAUGGCGAAUAUUCCCUUCAUGUCUGGCGCAGUGCGAGCUUAGGUGGGCCAGAUGCCCUGAGAUGACUGCCAUCUCUCAUCACUUUGCGCUCAUAUGUGGUCGACCGGACAAGUGUGAAGAUAGAAAGGCGUGGAAUGACGUGACUGCGCUUUUUGCCCUACUUCUGGACGGAAAGUGUAUGGUCCGUGAUGGUGCACUGCCAGCUUGUCUUUUCUCUAAAAGCGCCCCCAACCUCGGAUCGGUACAUCCGUACUCUGCUGCCGGACAAUAUGUUGACUAUUCAAUAGACCGGAACAAGCGCCUCCAUACUCUCCAAUAUGAAAUCGAUAACAAGAAGCUUAUACAGCUCGUAUGGCCCUUGAGAGGGUUGUCUCGUGAUCAUCGGCUCGCAUGGUUUCCGAUCCUCAAACCGAUCGCUGUGGCAUACCAAAACAUUGUGGCACGUCUCUCACACCUAUUUCCGACCUUCGAUGAGUCAAAGUCUCCUCGGCUGCUACUCUACGCCCUUUAGAAUUGUUGGUGGCCUUGUAGGAACCGGGCAAGAUUUCCGCGCGACUGGAUUUGGAUACUGCCUAGCAGGAGCGAGCGGAAAUCACUUUAUGCUUUCAUAGUCAUACUAAUCCCUCUGAUCUCCUAGUCCCUCUGCCAACAUCACGGGAAGUUACGAGACUCGCACGUCUCCUCCUCGCCGACCAUUGUAACUGCUUAGGGUAUAGCUCUAUGUAUCCGCAUUUCCAGAAGUGUAUAAGGACGCCAAGCAUUACAUUACUCGCACUGCGUUCCGCUGAUGGCGUUGUUCUUUCGACCCCCACGGACCAGCUCUAC